Molecule: messenger RNA, 1454 nt
Organism: Beta vulgaris subsp. vulgaris (sugar beet)
Lineage: Eukaryota; Viridiplantae; Streptophyta; Magnoliopsida; Caryophyllales; Amaranthaceae
Product: ribosomal RNA small subunit methyltransferase, chloroplastic
Exons: 10
Coding region: 70-1104 (344 amino acids)
Biological process (GO): rRNA methylation
Cellular component (GO): mitochondrial matrix
Molecular function (GO): rRNA (adenine-N6,N6-)-dimethyltransferase activity
Source: RefSeq, a predicted model, not a curated record
AAAUCGAAGAUAUAAUGAGUGCCGCGGUUUCAGUGUUCGUACUCUUGGUUCUUUACCAAGCACAGAGAUAUGCUAUCGUUUGUGCAACCCUUCCCGCCAAAUCCAAUUCCAGUUACUUCGACCUCGAAAAUUCAGCAUAAUAAAUCUUUGUAUUCAACGAAUCUUACUAAAAUACCAAAGCGAAGAAGAACCUUGUUCAUAAUCUCUGCUGCAAACCCAGAUGAUUACAAUGCUACACUCAAAGCUCUCAAUUCCAGAAAACGUUUCCCCAGAAAAUCUCUUGGCCAGCAUUAUAUGCUGAAUUCUACCAUCAAUGAGCAGCUUGCAUCUGUUGCUAAUGUGAAAGAUGGGGAUUUGGUGCUGGAGAUUGGACCUGGUACCGGGUCCUUGACGAAUGUUCUUACUGAUGCUGGUGCUACUGUGUUGGCCAUUGAAAAGGAUCCACACAUGGCUGCCCUUGUCAAGGAACGGUUUGCAGAUACAGGCCGCUUGAUGGUUGUACAAGAAGAUUUUACAAAAUGUCAUAUACGUUCCCAUAUGUUAUCUUUAUUGGAAAGUAAAAAUUUGGCUGGUACGAAGACAAGGCAUGCCAAAGUUGUGGCAAACAUACCUUUCAACAUUAGUAAGGAUGUGGUGAAGCAGCUUCUUCCUAUGGGUGACAUAUUUUCAGAAGUUGUUCUGUUACUUCAGGAUGAGACUGCUAUACGUUUGGUUGAAUCAUCCUCAAAAUCGUCAGAGUACAGGCCUAUAAAUAUAUUUGUGAAGUUCUAUUCAGAUCCAGAAUACAAAUUUCAAGUUCCAAGGGCUAAUUUUUUCCCUCAACCCAAUGUUGAUGGUGCUGUUGUUUCUUUCAAACUCAAGCAACCUUCAGAUUAUCCCUCUGUUCCAUCAAUCAAAAGCUUCUUCUCGUUGGUUAAUUCGGCAUUCAACGGGAAACGCAAGAUGUUGAGGAAUACACUUCAGCAUAUACGCACACCUCCAGAGAUCGAAGAAGCUUUAAGAAGUAUGGAUCUUCCAGCCACAUCAAGACCGGAGGAACUAACGUUGAAUGAUUUUGUAAAACUGCAUAACUCCCUCGUGAUAGCUGACUUGGAUGCGCCAUAAGAUAUAACUUGAAAGACCAUGAGUACAACAAGCAUAGCGCCAUAGUUCUUCAAAACUGCUGAGAAUAGUCAAAUGAUGCGGCAUUCUGUUGUAAAUCACAGUCGAAUUAUUUAGGAAAAGCUUUAGGCUGAUAGAGGUUUUCUGAUUGAAACCUUGAACUGGAAGAUGUAACAAUCAGCAUUUCCUGAUUAAGUUUGAACCUAGGUAUGAAGUUGCAUCUUGGUGUAUGUCCAAUCAAUUGUGCAUUAUUGCCUCAUAUGAUCUAUCAAGCCUUUCUAGUUUCUAUACAAUAGUUGUAUUUUACAUACUCCCUAUAUUCAACUUUAUUAUUCUAUGAUUGUUUUAUUGUA